Lactuca saligna is the source of this 411-nucleotide messenger RNA. NCBI's taxonomy places the organism in Eukaryota, Viridiplantae, Streptophyta, Magnoliopsida, Asterales, Asteraceae. The record is from the annotation of a GenBank genome assembly.
AUGGACCUCCAAGGAACCCGGGCGACAACCCUUCACAAGCAAAAAAGCGGAAAAAAUGGAUGUUGUCAAGGCCGAAAAACUCCGACGUCUUCAAGUAGAUGCUUCCACCGGACCACUGUUUCAUCUAGCAUUGACGAUGUUGAUCCUCUUGCCACCAACUAUGGUGUCAUUCCACUCAAAGAGGAGGAUGAUCCACAAAUGCCGUCUUUAUCUUCUAUAGGAAGCAGAGGAUCAAAUCAAAGAGAGAUGAAUCAUCUAAGAAGAACAUUCUAUUAUGGUGAUCCCGUUGGAAGAUGGACUUCAUGGACUCCGUUAAACCCCAGAAGAAGGUUUAUAGGCUGCCCAAAUUACCAGGAUGCACUCAAAGACUACAAAUACUUUCAAUGGGUGGAUCCUCCUCUACCAAAAUAG